GUGGAGCAGUUCUGGCGAUCAGUCCACGGCUGCAAACCGGAGGACUUCAUCCCUGCACCUUGGACUUUGAAGUAGCUGUGUCAUGUCGCAUUGGCUCAAAGCUCAAGCAGGUGAGCUUUCUAUAAAGCUGACCACCCUGCUUCCACCCAGUCGCCAGACACUCGUCGAAUUCUUGAAGGCAGCCCAAAGUAUAUAUCAAAGAGUACACGUGCGGGGAUGCCAGUCUCUAACACAACCCCAAACGGAGCUUCAUUACUCCUGGCGAAAGGAUCCUUGGUCCAUACGUCACGCCAGCCAUCAGUGUCACCAGCGAGAAACCGCCCGCUUUCAACAUGGGUAUACACAUAUCAUUCAGCGUCUCAGACAAAUGCUUUUCCGACAGCCAUGCACCCUGCUCAACAAACGUCGGGUGCCAGCGGGCCACGCAGGCGAUUGAGUGGAGAGUCAAUAAAGCGACGGAAAGGCCACGGCCAAAAGAGCGAGCGUAUAAUGCGGAAGCACAACGGGCGGCUGCGGGCUCACUGGUACGUAAGCCGGGUAGUAGGCAGUCGGUAUAUCGGGUCUCCAUACGCGACGUUAUGGUUUGUCGUGGAGUGGGUUGAUGGUUCAUAUACGAUUGAGCCUGCAACAAAUCUGGAGCAGUCAGCUGAUGGUGCAGUCAAUGCCUUUUACACACGAUAUCCCAGGGCGGAUGGGGCUAGACAAACAUCGCCUCGUGGUCGGAGGCGCAGAGGGUGUGGCUACUAGUCUGGCCACGCGUAUAUAUACCAAAUGCUACAUAGCAUCUCGAGCGGAUGCGUAGUCGCAUAAGUGUUGUUAAGGUAUUGCUCAGACUCUGUUGUUGUCAUGCUGGCGCGCAGAAGGAGUGAGGGUCGGUUGCAGAAGUCGCUACAUUUCCCCCGCUCUUGGCGUAUUUCUUCUAAACGCGAUCUUUCGACGGUAGAGUGGAUGGUACACUCGAUGUCAAGGCUACGUAU
Baudoinia panamericana UAMH 10762 is the source of this 977-nucleotide messenger RNA. RefSeq lists its product as uncharacterized. The coding region runs from base 217 to 747 and encodes 176 amino acids. The transcript has a single exon. NCBI's taxonomy places the organism in Eukaryota, Fungi, Ascomycota, Dothideomycetes, Mycosphaerellales, Teratosphaeriaceae. The record is from RefSeq and is a predicted model, not a curated record.